Molecule: messenger RNA, 228 nt
Organism: Sphenostylis stenocarpa
Lineage: Eukaryota; Viridiplantae; Streptophyta; Magnoliopsida; Fabales; Fabaceae
Source: the annotation of a GenBank genome assembly
AUGAGAAAUUGGGCUGCUACCGAAUUCUCAGAGGAAUUGCGUACCGAUAUCGGCCUAGUGGGCUCGUUUGAUAACGAAGUAAGAAACGUGUCUAUUAUGAGUUCUGACCUCUAUAAGAGGGCUGGACAGGAUUGCCUGUACAAACUCAAAACCGUGGGCCAGUGCGGGCCCAUCCCCAAAUUCACGUUGCCUUUCGUGUAUGUCAGGAAACCGCAUAAGGUUGUCUAG